Molecule: messenger RNA, 1637 nt
Organism: Castor canadensis (American beaver)
Lineage: Eukaryota; Metazoa; Chordata; Mammalia; Rodentia; Castoridae
Source: RefSeq, a predicted model, not a curated record
AAAGUGGUGUACGAUGACCACGAGAGCGAGGAGGAGGAGGAGGAGGAGGAGGACAUGGUCUCGGAGAGGAGGAGGAGGACGGCGACGCCGAGGAGACCCAGGAUUCCGAGGACGACGAGGAAGAUGAGAUGGAGGAGGACGACGAUGACUCCGAUUAUCCGGAGGAGAUGGAAGACGACGACGACGACGCCAGCUACUGCACGGAAAGCAGCUUCAGGAGCCAUAGCACCUACAGCAGCACUCCAGGUAGGCGAAAACCAAGAGUACAUCGGCCUCGUUCUCCAAUAUUAGAAGAAAAAGACAUCCCGCCCCUUGACUUUCCCAAGUCCUCUGAGGAUUUAAUGGUGCCUAAUGAGCAUAUAAUGAACGUUAUCGCCAUCUAUGAGGUACUGCGGAACUUUGGCACCGUUUUAAGAUUGUCUCCUUUUCGCUUUGAGGACUUCUGUGCCGCCCUGGUGAGCCAGGAGCAGUGCACGCUCAUGGCGGAGAUGCACGUCGUGCUCUUAAAGGCUGUGCUGCGGGAAGAGGACACAUCCAACACCACCUUCGGCCCAGCUGACCUGAAAGACAGUGUCAACUCCACUCUGUAUUUCAUCGAUGGGAUGACGUGGCCUGAGGUGCUGCGGGUGUACUGCGAGAGUGACCAGGAGUACCACCACGUUCUCCCCUACCAGGAGGCAGAGGACUAUCCCUAUGGACCAGUAGAGAACAAAAUCAAAGUGCUGCAGUUUCUAGUUGAUCAGUUCCUCACCACGAAUAUCGCCCGUGAGGAGCUGAUGUCUGAGGGUGUGAUCCAGUAUGAUGACCACUGCAGGGUUUGUCACAAACUUGGGGACUUGCUUUGUUGUGAGACGUGUUCAGCUGUGUACCAUUUGGAAUGUGUGAAGCCACCUCUAGAGGAGGUGCCGGAGGACGAAUGGCAGUGUGAAGUCUGUGUUGCACACAAGGUGCCUGGAGUGACUGACUGUGUUGCUGAGAUCCAAAAGAAUAAACCAUAUAUUCGACAUGAGCCCAUUGGCUAUGACAGAAGUCGGAGGAAAUACUGGUUCUUGAAUCGAAGACUCAUAAUGUAAGUAAACCUGGUCAUAAAUUCUGGAUGUGUUUAAAACCAAACCAUUUUCCUUCAUGGUGGAUGUCACAGAGCUGUAUCAUCAGUGUGGUAUAAAGUUUUUUAAUCUAAUGAUGAGUUGUAGUAAAGUGAAUUUCAAACCUGCAGGAAUAAGUCUGUUGACCCCCUUUGUAAACGUUAAGAAAGAAGAGAGUUCACAGAAUGCAGAAAAGGGGAUGUUCCCAGGCAGAACACCACUGGGUGUCAGUCAGCCCUUCCUUGGUUUGUGAUGGGGUUUUGCCCUUUGGCUUUACCAUAUCUGUUUGUAAAAUGGAGUAGCAAGAGCAGAACUUGCUGCAGCACUUGUCACAGCCAGUCUCCCAGGAGGAGGUGGCACAGGUCAGAGUCUGUCCUCAGUGUCCCCAGGGCUUCACGAAGCACUUCUGGGCAUCAUCAGGCCAGGUUGAAGUGGACACCAUAUUGGCCACCCCAUAGGAACCUGGAAGGGGGCGUGGCUGCUUUGUAUCUUCAGUGUCCCAGGUUUUCAAAGCCUUCUUCCAGUUCUCAGAAUUAAGUCAAACAGCAAAUG